Molecule: messenger RNA, 731 nt
Organism: Paramuricea clavata
Lineage: Eukaryota; Metazoa; Cnidaria; Anthozoa; Malacalcyonacea; Plexauridae
Source: the annotation of a GenBank genome assembly
AUGGCUGCUAUUUUGCCAUUUGAAACUGUUCUAAAAGAAAUAUAUUUGAAUAACAAUGAUUCAGAAUUAUCCCCGAAUCGUCCGCUUUACUCCAGUAGCGACGAAGAAGAGCCAAGAUAUGAUUUCAUCGGAGAAGCUGUCAAUAUUUUCGCCACUUGUGAUGAGUUAGGUCAAAAUAAGGUGCAUUUUGCUCACGAAGCAAGGAAAUACUUGAAUGAACUCUACAGGCUGCAUGUCAAAGGAAGCGAAACUUUAACAAUGAGCCGUUCAUUGCUGAAUACUGGAGCCAUUUUCAAAGAUGAAGCUCGUACUUGGUUGGGUUAUAUUCACAGGAGGUUAAUCGCGAGCCACGGAUACGAAAACCAUGGUAUUUUGAAUUUACAAGAGAUAUCCCCAAGGAAAUUUUCUUAGCACUCAAAGAUGCACUCAGGUCUACAAACAAUCCAAAUUUGCUGACCGACAUUAACAUGGAUGGCAAUCGGAAAGCCUUCGUUAUUAGUGUGACAUCACUGGCUCGUGUUGUAAGUUUAUUUACAGAAUUAACUGAAUUUAGCAAUAGAAAUGUUAAAUCAUAUCUUGCGAGGAAAGUGACCAGAUCGAAAGGCAUAGCAAAAGUCAUUGUUUCUGAUGUUAAGGAUUUUGCGUUGGUGUAUAAAUUUGCCAAAAGACAAUUAAGUAUUAACUGCCACUAUGGAUUCUGGAAUACUUAUGGUUUCCCUCAGCAUGACUAA